Messenger RNA from Menidia menidia (Atlantic silverside), 2984 nucleotides. Lineage: Eukaryota; Metazoa; Chordata; Actinopteri; Atheriniformes; Atherinopsidae. The record is from the annotation of a GenBank genome assembly.
UUGACACUUAGGCACUUUUUUUCCUCUGAGCUAAUGCACUGGAGCAGCGUCUCGGAUCGCAUUAACUGGAUUCCAGCUUUGUGCACGCGGGUGCACUGCAGCACGCGCCUGUCAGCUCGUGCAUGGGGCUGUCGGACCUGCAAUGGUGUCUUAUGUAAAGUUUUUGCCUUCUCAGGUUUUGGGAAAGCGACUUCUGAUAGGACCAUAAUGUCGGCUUUAAGCGGAAAGGUCCAGACCGUCCUGGGUCUGGUGGAGCCAGACCAGCUGGGCCGGACCAUGACCCAUGAGCACCUGGUCAUGGGCUUCGAGUGCUCCUACUGUCCUCCUCCACCCGGCGACGAGGCCGUGGCAGAGGACCCCUUCCAGAUGGAGCACAUGCACUGGCUGAGGCAGAACCCCUACAGCUGCCACGAGAACCUGCAGCUGAGCCAGGAGGCCGGCGCCCUGCGGGACGAGCUGCUGGCCUACAGGAAGGCCGGGGGGGGCACCAUCGUGGAGAACACCACCACGGGCAUCGACCGGGACCUGCCCGCCCUGCGGCAGCUGGCCAAGGACACGGGGGUCCACAUCGUGGCGGGGGCCGGGUACUACGUGGACAGCACCCACAGCGAGGCCACCCGGAAGAUGAGCGUGGAGAAGCUCACAGACAUCAUCGUCAGCGAAGUGCUCCACGGCGCCGACGGCACAGACAUCCGCUGCGGCGUGAUUGGUGAGAUUGGCACCUGCUGGCCAAUCACCGAGAGCGAGACCAAGGUGCUGAGGGCCACGGCGCACGCCCAGGCUCAGCUGGGAUGCCCGGUCAUCAUCCAUCCCGGCCGGAAUCCCGCCGCUCCAGCUGAAGUCAUUCGGAUCCUCCAGGAGGCCGGAGGUGACAUCGGCAAAACUGUCAUGUCACACCUGGACAGGACCAUAUUUGAUGACGGCGAGCUGCUGGAGUUUGCAAAGUUGGGGAGCUACCUGGAGUACGACCUGUUUGGGACGGAGAUGCUGAACUACCCCUUUAACCUGGACGUGGACAUGCCCAGUGACAGCCAGAGAGUGAAGGCCCUGGCGUUCCUGGUGAAGGAGGGCUACGAGGACAACAUAGUGAUCGCGCACGACAUCCACACCAAGAACCGCCUGACCAAGUUCGGCGGCCACGGCUACUCUCACAUCCUGAAGAACAUCGUGCCGAAGAUGCUGACCAGGGGCUUCUCGCAGAACCAGGUGGACAAGAUCCUUAUCGACAAUCCCAAACGCUGGUUAACCUUCAAAUAAAGGGAGAAAAGAUGCUAAAAGAGUCCAUUUUAAGUCUUCACACCACCGGCCGAACACCCAAUAAUGAACAGGAUGAGAUCUUUGCAGAAAUGAAAAAUCUGAUGCAAUAAUUACUGGUCAGUAGACCAAUGAACCUCUAGAUACACGUGCGAUUUCAUGUUUUAUUUCUUUGAGCGAAUCAGCAUGUUUUUUUUACAUUCAUCUAUAUGACAGAAAAUUAUGACAGGCUGUACUUUCAGUCUGAUUAAAGCAUUUUUGUAGAGGCUCCUAUCAGCUAAAAGUUUUCUAAUUAUUUGUUGUUAUACAUAAUUCCACGUCAAAGCAGGUCAUUCAAAGAAGCACUGGCCCCCUCUGCGCCACGCCGAAUAACUUGAUUUAACACAGAAGUGCAAUUAUAGUCUCGGAUAAACGUCUCCAUCCCAUGAAAACACUCUACAGCGGUGCUCACACAUAUGGUGCUAUGGUAAUUAACUUUUUUUAAUUUAGCCAUCAUCGCUGCUUCCUUUGUGUUUGUGACAUCUCUGCAAACAUGUUUUUUUCUGGCAGGGCAAUAAUGAGCCUGUUAGUAAUCAGUAUGCCGCUCGGCUCCUGACACAAUGCGGCUGUGUUAGAUGAAACGUCCCGCUGCCCCUGGCGGGGCGUCUGCCCGCGUCUCUGGGAGGCUGACUGGUCGGCCCAGAUGAAGGACGCGUCCUCCUCUCAUCUGGGGAACAGGUGGCCUCACAGGGUGACUUCCCCACAUGAUCAAUGGUGCGAUCGCCACGGCUGACUGCGCACGGGGGAGCGACUAUCUACCUUUUGAUUAAUCUUCUCAGAGGAAAACAAAUUGAGCCAGAAGACUCGGGCUCUCGUUUUAUUUUAACUGAAAUUCUUAUCAGAAUCCGUUUUUCUUUUUCUUUUUUUUUUUUUAAAACAAAUAAACCAACAAGCAGAUUGUCGGGUGGGCAUGAGAAACGAUGUCUGUCGGCGUGACAGUCCAGCUUUGUGAUGGUGACUAACCGUCAGGCAACCCUGCUGCCUAAACCAGAUGCCGUGUUGACACACACAGGAUAAAACAACUUACAACCAUUGUGGUGGGACAGAGCUUCAAUGUGAACAUCAGCUUGGUCCUGUACAUUAGAUGCUGCACAGGGGUUUUGAAUGUCAACUUUUUAGAACAUGCAUGACCACCAAUAUUAACAUCUUCACCCAAAAUGCUACAACCUGGACAUGUUAUAUUUUGAAAGAAAAUAAAGCACACAAAUGGACAAAGAACAGUGUGAAGUGAGUGGUGACCCUGUGGGCAGAGUAUAGUCUUCUACAACUGGGUGUCGGAGGUCAGCACAUUGAAACUUUCAAUCUAUACAGUCACUCAGUAAACGUUACCACAACAGCUACAGUUGGUCGGACACAUCAGCAAACUUAAUUUGUAAAGCCUAACAGUUCAUUCAGAGUGCGUUAACCAUACUAAUCAACCUGACAAGGAUACAACUGCUGUGCAAAUUAAAAACGCGUCUUGUAAUUACGCUGUCAGCUCUCCGUGGCUGCAAAGUCCAGUUUUUCACGACUCAUCCGCAUCUCUCUGGAUUCACUUUAAACGGAGAAACGGUGAGCUCUGUCUGUAAUAAUCCAGUUUGACAUUGAACUGAGAAAGUGCAGUGAAGCAAGCUAAAUGGGAAGCGGCGUUCUCUUUUUUUUUAUUUAUAUAUUUCUCAUUCUUCCCCUCCCUCCUCGUCUUCCUCCCCUCA